GUGCUAGGUGUUUGAUGUUGAUUGUAAACGAUUUCCAGUUUUAAAUUCUACCCUUAAAAAAAAGAAAAAAGUUAAAUAAAUAAAAAUAAACUAAAAAACAGAAAAGAAUACAAAACCCAUGUCUGCUCUAACUCACCCACUCUCUGAUCCUUCCAAGGUAAUACAGAAGAGGAGAGGAUCUGAUGGGUCCGAUGAGGACGAUCCGAGCGGAAGUAAAUAUUCUAGGAUGGAAGACGACAGCUUGCAGGACAAAGAAAGAUUCGCAAGCCGAGAAAACCACUGCGAAAUAGAGAGACGUAGGAGAAACAAGAUGACUGCCUACAUAACCGAACUGUCGGACAUGGUUCCAACAUGCAGCGCCCUAGCAAGAAAGCCAGACAAACUGACUAUUCUCAGGAUGGCUGUGGCUCAUAUGAAAGCCUUAAGAGGAACAGGAAACACAAGUUCGGAUGGCACGUAUAAACCAUCGUUUUUAACUGACCAGGAAUUGAAACAUUUAAUCUUAGAAGCUGCUGAUGGAUUUUUAUUUGUUGUUACGUGUGACACUGGACGUGUAAUUUAUGUAUCUGACUCUGUCACACCUGUUUUAAACCAAUCACAGAACGAUUGGUAUGGUUCUGUUAUUUAUGAGCACCUCCAUCCAGAAGAUGUGGACAAAGUACGGGAACAACUUUCAACCCAAGAGCCACAGAAUUCUGGCAGGAUUUUGGAUUUAAAGACUGGAACUGUGAAGAAAGAAGGCCACCAAUCAUCAAUGAGACUGUGUAUGGGUUCCCGGAGGGGAUUCAUAUGUAGAAUGCAAGUGGGAAAUGUCGGACCGGACACACUGACAGUGAGCCAUCUGAAUCGGCACAAGCAGAGAAAUUCGCUGGGCCCGUCAAGAGAUGGCCACAAUUACGCAGUUGUCCACUGCACUGGAUAUAUCAAAAAUUGGCCUCCGACAGGUCAAUUUGAUAAUCAUCCUUUGUCAGCAGUUCAAAUGGAAAGAGGUGUUGAAGAUGAUGGUACACAUUGCUGUCUUGUAGCCAUUGGUAGGCUCCAAGUUACAUCAACACCAAAUACUAGUGAUAUUUCAGGGUCUAGCAGUAAUUCUGAAUUUAUAUCUCGCCAUUCAAUGGAGGGAAAAUUCACGUUUGUUGACCAAAGAGUAAUUACUAUAUUAGGCUAUUCUCCACCAGAACUACUUGGAAAAUCUUGUUUUGACUUUUUCCACCAUGAAGACCAAACGCACAUGAAGGAAUCUUUUGAACAAGUUGUAAAAUUAAAAGGCCAAGUGAUGUCAGUAAUGUAUAGAUUUCGAACUAAAAACAGGGAUUGGUUGUGGUUAAGGACGUCCGCCUUUGCGUUCCUAAAUCCUUACACCGAUGAAGUCGAAUAUAUUGUCUGCACAAACACUACUGCAAAGUCACUUCAAACUGGACCUGAAAACGAGGCUCCACAACCAGAAAAUGUCAACUAUCAACCAGGAGUUGACUACAGCUUACAAAGAUAUUCAACUCACAUUCCGCAGCACAAUCUUCACGGUGCAGAUGCCAGAGCCAGCCAUGUUUACAAUUAUGAAACUACGCAAUCACCACUGGAAUAUGUGACACCUGCCCAACAAACCAUGGCCCGAAUAAACAAACCAACAGCAAGUCCUACACCUGCCCAGUCAGCAUGGACUUUAUGUCAGCCUGUGAGUGAAGGGUAUCAGUAUAGUGAGGUGAGUCCGUCUCGGUCACCAACUGGACCAACAUACACGCAACUCAGUGGCGGAAAUAGAGCGACUCAAGCUCCCUAUCAAAGUACCACAAAUAACCCUGGUUUAUGGCCAUGGCAGUCCCAAGGUCAACCGGAUGGACAGGGUACAAGCAAUAGUGCCGGUCAUCCCGUAGGCAGUGGAACCGGGCAGCCCAAUCCGCCACAUGAACUAUCUGAUGUGAUGAUGAUGCAGAUGUUGGACCAACAGUCAACAUUUGAAGACCUAAAUAUGUUUAAUGAAUAGCAGAUAAAGACUUAGUUAAACAAGGUUGUCCAAGUCUAAAUUGUACUCAAGGACAUCAACCUGGUUUGCUAAUGCCAUAGUUAUGAGAGUGAAUUAACAUAAGUGUAAAUAUAUAAUUUUAAAGAAAAAGGAUUGAAAAAAUAAAUAAAUAAUAUGAAAUAAAGCUACUGUUGUAUUUAUUUGCAAUUUUAGAUUUGUGCUUGCGAUCUUUAUUGAGCUGUGUACUUUUAGAAGUUUUCUAGGUAGGUCAAGAGAUAGCAAGAAUUUUGUGAAUUAAUAAUGAUUUUUAUUAGCAUUUUUAAAACUCUUAUUUAUGUAAAAGCAAUAUUGCCAUCUGUGGAUGGAAAAUAGCACAUUUUUUAAUUAUCAGUGCUAAAAAAACAUGCUAUUCUGCCUUAAGGAGUGUUUUUGGCUCACUCAAUUUAUUUAUUUGUGACUGUCAUUAAUUUUUAAAAUUGGUGUUUAUAUAUGUAUAUGUAUUAUUGGACUUAUUACCCUUUUAAAAUUAAAAA
Molecule: messenger RNA, 2496 nt
Organism: Cimex lectularius (bed bug)
Lineage: Eukaryota; Metazoa; Arthropoda; Insecta; Hemiptera; Cimicidae
Product: aryl hydrocarbon receptor nuclear translocator homolog
Exons: 15
Coding region: 119-1984 (621 amino acids)
Biological process (GO): regulation of transcription by RNA polymerase II
Cellular component (GO): nucleus; aryl hydrocarbon receptor complex; cytoplasm
Molecular function (GO): DNA-binding transcription factor activity, RNA polymerase II-specific; RNA polymerase II cis-regulatory region sequence-specific DNA binding; protein dimerization activity
Source: RefSeq, a predicted model, not a curated record